Molecule: messenger RNA, 1431 nt
Organism: Cylicocyclus nassatus
Lineage: Eukaryota; Metazoa; Nematoda; Chromadorea; Rhabditida; Strongylidae
Source: the annotation of a GenBank genome assembly
AUAGAAGUUCCCAUGGUACCAGAAACCAGUCCGGCAACGUCGAUAGAAGUCCCCAUGAUGCCAGAAACCAGUCCGGCUCCGGAGGUCACUUUGGAGCCAACCGCCCCUGCAGGCAAAGGCACUCCGGUUCCUGAAGGAGCAUGCGCAUUGCGUCUAGAACCGCUACUGUACGAGGACGAAGUGGAUGCAAAUCGUUUCGGAUUACAGCCAAACAGUCGUAUGGAGUACGAUAUCGUACCGGACUCGUUUGACAAGAGUGGAACGUUCUCGCUGCAACUUCGUGCUACCGCCUCUAACGGGGUGAUCCUAUUCGCUACUAACGAUAAGCACACCGAUCAUGUCGGUCUAUUCCUACUCAAUGGACGAGUUAUCCUGUCGUUUGAUACAGGAACUGGACAGACCCUGAUCCGCUCGAAUCGCUCCAUUCUCACUGGCGAGUGGCACUCCAUCAAGGCUAGUCGCCGUGGAAACGAAGGAUCUCUGAUCGUUGAUGACGAGUCAGCUGAAACUUCGGGUGUCCCAGCUGGUACGGAUUCCAUCGACACUCAACCACCCCUGUACCUGGGAGGUAUCCCAAAUGAACUGUCUAGCUAUACCCGAACAAUAUUACCUGGUGUGAGAUCGGAAUUUGGUGGUUGCAUUCGAGAUCUGAAACUAAAUGAUAAGAAAUUUGAUACCACCGCUAGAGAACAUGGAGUAGGCGAGUGCAAAAAACACACUGAGAGCGGUCUAUAUUUCGGAAAGGAAGGCGGCUAUGCCAUUUUGAAGAAAGAGUUCCAGGUUGGCCAGUCAUUCUCGGCUGAGAUGGAAGUCCGGCCGCGAACUCAGAAUGGAGUCCUGUUCUCUGUCGGCGCUGUUGAAUUCCUUACCGUACAGUUUUUGAAUGGCUCCGUAAAGUUUACUGUGGACAGCGGAUCAGGUCCCGAAGCACUUAUUUAUAACCCUACAGCUCCGAAUGUGCUCUGUGACGGACAUUGGCAUUCAAUCAAGAUUAUGAAGAAAAAGAACCUUAUGACUUUGACUGUGGAUGGCAAGAGCAAUCUCAACAUCAUGAAGAAGAGCAAGAAGCCUGAGACCAUGACCAAAGAUCCUAUUUAUCUAGGAGGAGUUCCCGAAUCCGUCACAAGCAAGGGUUUGGAGACGAGAGAACCAUUCGUUGGCUGCGUCCGUAUCAUGAAUCUCGGUGGAGGAAAGAGAGAUAAGAACAGAAUGAAGAAGCAGCUGGAUGUGUCUAAACUAGACGUUUUUGGUGAUGUCAACAAACAAGAAUGUCCACUAGAUUAGCUCUGUGCCUAGUUUAAAAUGCCUUUCGAUUCCUAGUGCCUUUCUUGCUGCUUUGUUACUUCUCCAUUGUACUUAAAACUUUUUUUUUCGACCCUCUGUCUGUCUUGCCGCUUUAUUACUUCUCACAGUUCGUUUUUUUAGCCUUAU